Molecule: messenger RNA, 3083 nt
Organism: Austrofundulus limnaeus
Lineage: Eukaryota; Metazoa; Chordata; Actinopteri; Cyprinodontiformes; Rivulidae
Gene: cenpt
Product: centromere protein T
Exons: 13
Coding region: 178-2727 (849 amino acids)
Biological process (GO): kinetochore assembly; mitotic cell cycle; chromosome segregation
Cellular component (GO): kinetochore
Molecular function (GO): protein heterodimerization activity; DNA binding
Source: RefSeq, a predicted model, not a curated record
UAGCCAGCCUCCCGUUUGGACAACAGUAAGGAACAGAAGAAAACGAAUCGUGUUUGUCUAAUUUAGACCCCAGGAAAACAGUACUGCUUGACWUAGUUUUGUUGGUUAAAACUUGUUUAUCCUUCAACCGAAUAUCGUAAAAUGAUAAUUUUUUCCCCCAUCUACCUUGGAGUUUGAAUGAUGGACCCCWCGGAGGAUUUAUCUGCUCGGGUUCUGCUGAAACAUAUUCUCAGUACCGAGCCUGCUAGGACCCCUGUCACUCGCAGUGACUCACAGGCACCGAGUAGCAGCAGUCUCCGGCGCAGCAGCAGACUGAGCAGGAAAAAAUCUGAAGCCCAAACCCCCCAGGACGUGCUGAGGCGCAGCCUGAAACACAAGAUUCAUGAAAGCAUAAUCAGAAAAUCACUGUCUGCCACAACUAAACUAAGGACCCCMUCAGUUGUGCUUGAAAAGCGGCCUUCUGUCUCAAUGCUUGUCAGCAAUGAAGACACCCCAAGACACUUACUGAGAAAUAUUCUACAAACCGAGCCUGUGAGGUCUCCUGCCGUUCAUGAGAGGGAGCACUCUGAAGAGCCUGAUCAGCAAUCAGCUGACGAAACUGCCAUAAAAACAAAUUCUAGUAUUGAGCUGUCAGGGUUGGAUCUGCCUGAUCUAACUAUUAGCAAUGUUGCAAGCAUUGCAAAGGGACUGAGCAGAAAGAGACCACGCCAGAGCCUUGAUGUCACGGCUUUUGAGAAGCGACUGAAACCUGGAAACUAUGCUGGAGAGGAACCUGAAAACUCAGCAGGCGACUCUUCAUCCCUUUCUUUAUCAAGCUCCAGCUCCUUGAGUCUAACAACACCAUUCGCUGAUGUUCGGACUGAAAAAAAGGGUCUGCAGAGGAAAGUUUCCAACCGGAGAAAAAUUACAGAGAGAGAAUUUGAAGCUGCUGUGAGCGAACAACAUAUUGGAGAUGUAAGGAGGUGUAGUUUAGUCGAGGAGAAUAUCUGUGAGAGUACCGGCACUGAGGGAUUCACGCUGGGUCUCAGCAAACUCAGCAUGCCUGAUAUAACGGCUGAUAUUGUGAACUGCAACACAGCACUUUAUGACCAGCCUGACGCCAUGAUCUCCAGCUUUUCAAUCCUUGCUACUCAGGACAAAGCCACGGUCAUGUCGUCGCAGCUUCAGACGGAUAUGACAGAAGCAGAGCAGGAAGAGGAGCGGUGCAGGACAGAGAGAGACAAAUCACAGACUGUACUUCCAAGAGAAGAAGAAGAAGAAGCUGCUGCUGAACCUCAGGCCGAGGAAGGCCAAAAUCAGCUUGAUGACAAUGCUGCUGAUGCUUCUGAAUCUGAGAGGGAGGAAGAUGCAGUUGAAUCUCAUGCAGCUGCUCAAACUGAAGAGGAAGGAGCAGCCAGUUCCCAUUCAGAAGAGAGAGAAAAUUUAGAUGAUCUGACUGAGAAAGAGGAGGUUUCUCCAGACUCUCAAAGAGAUGAAGAACUAGUUGAAAAGGAAGAAUAUUUUGCGGGUUCCCAAACUGAGGAAAGUUCUCCAUCUGAGGAAGAAGAGGGCGAACUGGGCUUUCAGACUGAGGAAGUUGAAGUGGUUGCCGUGUCUCAAGAGGCUGAAGCUGGGUCAGAGGAAGAGGAGGUUUCGCCCGACUCUCAAACUGAGGAAGAAGAUGCAGCAGACUCCCAAACUGAUGAAGUUGCAGCAGUUUCUUCAUCUCAAGAUGAUGCUGAAGCUGCUUCUCAAUCCAAGGAGGAAGCUGAAGAUGAAGAUGUGGCUGAGUCUCAGACAGAAGAAGAAGAAGAAGAGGAGGAAGAAGAGCAACUGGAAGGUGGUUUGGAGCUCAUCAGUCGAAAGGCUCAUCACUCUGAGGGUGCGCUUAUUCUGCCCAUCACGGAAGCAAAGAAUGACUUGGAUGAUGGAAUUGCAGCAGGGUUGCCUGAUGCCAAGUCCAAAAUGUACAGUACUUUUGACUUAAAUACCAGUGCAGAGUUGGGAAUUGCUGAGAUCAGUCAACCCCAAAUCAAGAAGUUGGACAUGGCCGAACUCUCAGUUCCAGAUCAGGAACCUGUUCCCUGCGUGGAGAACAAAUCCAGGACUGAAAAUGAGAACUCGUUUCAGCCUCAUGGACGGACGCUGGACGCUGAAGUCAGUGAGCGCGAGAGCGUUUCUUCUCUUGAAGACGCUCAGAACUCUGAUGAACAAGAAGAGGACUGGGACGAUGAAGAAGAGGAAGUGGUCCAGAGCAAGACACCAGCAUUUGUCAAAAAGAAAAGGAACUUCUUUCACUCUGGUUCUCCAGCAUCGCCUUUGGUUUUAAAAAAUACUGAAGCAAGUGUGAGAAGCGAAGUUGUACCUGCAGCUAAACCCAAGCAGGUGAGACGGAGAAAAACAGGGACAGCUAGAAAGCAAGGAGUCCUUCCUAAGACCUACCUCAUGAGUGUCUUYAGACACUUUGCCAAAACAAAGGUCUCUGCAGAUGUUUACCCCGUUCUAAAUGAGAUAACGGAUAAAUUCUUGGACCGGCUGGCCGAGGACUUGGAGACCUACGCUGCCCAUGCUAAAAGAAAAACUAUUGAGGUUGAAGAUGCUAUACUUCUGUUGAAAAGGCAGGGUUACGUGAAUGACAAGGUGCCAGUGGAGGUGCUUAUUGAAAAAUAUCUUCGUAUGGAACAGCGAAAGCUCCUAAUCCCGAUGGCAACCAGUGGGAAUGUUGUUAUCCCUAAAAAAAGGAAGUAAAUCUUUUCGAAACAGAUGAUUUUUAUUUGAGUUUGACUUUUCUCCCUCUUAACGAUUAAUUAAUUGCAUGUGUGGCCCUAUGUAGAACUGUUGAUCAGAGCAUAAAUGUUUCACUAUUUGCAAAUAUUCACUUUUGUGUCAUGUAGUUUUCCUUUUUAUGUGUUUUUACUGUUAAAUGAAAGGGCGUUUGUAUAUUUCUUGUGGGUAUUUGCUCGUGGAAAGCUUUUCUUUAUUAAGAAUUCAUCUGGAACUUUAAGUCUUUUGAAACCUAUAUUCUGAUUGUAUAAAACCUAUGAAUCUUCUGAGCUUAUAAAGCUAACAUGAUUUUAAAUAAAGUUUUCUAUCACAUGUUUGAA